This is a messenger RNA of Spathaspora passalidarum NRRL Y-27907, 1172 nucleotides long. RefSeq names its product Hut1p (gene HUT1). The transcript has a single exon. Gene Ontology annotation, molecular function: UDP-galactose transmembrane transporter activity; UDP-glucose transmembrane transporter activity. Lineage: Eukaryota; Fungi; Ascomycota; Pichiomycetes; Serinales; Debaryomycetaceae. Gene Ontology annotation, biological process: UDP-galactose transmembrane transport. Gene Ontology annotation, cellular component: endoplasmic reticulum membrane; Golgi membrane. Bases 59 to 1129 code for a protein of 356 amino acids. The record is from RefSeq and is a predicted model, not a curated record.
AUGGAAUGAUUCUGUCAUACCAAAGCGUUUAAACAGUUGCAUAUUAAUACAUAGCAAAAUGACCCUGACAAUAGUCAAACCCACAGACACUAAACUACAACCAAACAAAAAUAUGAAGCAACGUGGACGAGUAAUAACAUUAAUAACGUGUGUAUUGGGACUUUAUGGUACUUUUCUUACAUGGUCCAUUCUCCAGGAAAGAAUAAAUACGAAACCAUAUGGUGAUAAGCAAGAGUACUUCCAGUCACCUUUAAUAAUUAAUAUAAUUCAAGCAUUAUGUGCCUCCCUAGUGGGAUUUAUAUAUACUAUAUUUGCGAAUAAUAGUUCACCAUUUGAUGUUUUCUUUAAGAAUGAUUAUGAGUCAAGUAUGAGUAUAUUUAAGUCGUUGGUGAUUAUUUCGAUAACAUCCAGUUUGGCGUCUCCCUUAGGUUACAAAUCGUUAAAUCACUUGGAUUAUGUUGCCUAUCUUUUGGCCAAAUCUUCAAAGUUAAUUCCAGUAAUGUUUAUUCAUUUUGUGUUUUAUAGAACCAAAUUUCCAUGGUAUAAAUACUUGGUUGCCGUACUUAUUACUCUUGGAGUCAUUGCAUUCACAAUAUCCCAUGGAGCAAAAAAAACCAGUAUUAAUGACGGAAACUCAUUAUAUGGGAUGUCAUUACUUUUUGGAUCAAUGUUGUUGGACGGAUUAACUAAUCUGACACAAGAUCAGUUAUUUAAACAGAAGUUCAAGGUGAGACUCACAGGGGCAAAAUUGAUGUGCUUACUUAAUUUGUUUGUGUUUAUUAUUAGUUUGUCAUACACUUUGAUCUUCCAAUUUGACGAAGUCAAAGAAGCAACAUUGUUUAUUCACAAGCAUCAUGAAUUAGUGGUGGAUAUUAUAUCGUUUUCGUUGUGUGGUGCAAUUGGACAGAUUUUUGUGUUUAUAAUCUUGGAAAAGUUUGAUUCGAUUGUGUUGAUAACGGCAACUGUAACUAGAAAAAUGUUAAGUAUGAUUCUUUCUGUGAUAUUGUUUGGUCAUACAUUAAAUGUAACCCAAUGGAUUGGUGUGUUGUUGGUAUUUGGAGGAAUUGGGUAUGAAUCCAUGAUCAAAUUUAACGGAAAGAAGGUGAGUGUGCAGAAGAAAAUGGAGUAAAAAUAUUUAAAUAGAUAUUUAUAGAAGAUAAAUCAAAAAAAAA